AUGUCUCUGGUUUACUCCAGCUCAGUCGUCUCAUCGAUGCUGCCGCGCAGCGACAGGGCUCGCUACGUGAGAGACUCGAUGCAGGCUCCUAACGCUGUCCGCGUCCCACGAAACCCGCGAAACCAACAAGACCCUGUCGCGAUGCGCGUAGCAGCAGUCCGUUCCGUCGGCGCCGCGUCCCUCUCAAACCGGCGGUUUCGUGGAACCGGGGCGCGGUUAGUAGGCGUCCAUCGCGCCGCACGAAAUGGAGAUUCGAUCAACCUAGCUGACUCCCUCCACUCUGGUAGAUUUGCGCGAGUCGUGGGCGCUUCCGCAGCCGCUGCAGCCGCCGCAGUCGCCGCAGGAGAGGUAACAAGACCAGGAGGAGCAGUAGAACACGCAGCUGCUGUGGCGGGGAAUAUCGCGCGACGAAGAGCAGGUGGAGGAGGAGGAAGAGGGGCGGAAGGAGACGUGGCAGAUUCAGUAGGAGAUGAAGCGGGGAGCGGAGCAGCGCAGCAAGCAGAUAGAAAAGGAAGGGAGCGCGGAGGGGAUGCGAGUGGUUACCGAAGAAAGGACGGGGAAGUUUUUGAGAGAGGGUAUUCCCGUCGCAUGGUGAUGGCUCUAGGGAUUUCAGCUGGUGUGGCGGCAGGGAUGGGACUCACACCACGAUCAGCAGCAGCAGCAGCAGCAGCAGCAGAAGCAGGUGUGGGCGAGGGGGAGGGCGUAUCUGUGGGUCAACGGAUUCUCCGCGGUUUGGGGUUUGGGGAUGCUGACGUGUAUUACCCCAGGGUGUUUGAGGGCGAGUGGGAGUGUCUGUCGCAGCUGAUAGCGCUCGAGACGCCGCAGGGCGAGCAGGCAGCGGACAGCCUGGCAGUGGCGCAGGCACGGCGCGACAUAGGAGUCACGCUGCCGUACCGGGCCCGAUUCUUUGAGUUCAACGGCAACGUUUCAUUGGUGGAGGCAAUGAUGGGCAAGGGAGUGGUGGCGGAUGCUGAUUGGUCGCCCUCCAGGCCCAACCAGCUCACCCUCACUCUCAAGGGAGGGUACAAGGUGCAGAGUGUAAUCACGCGGCGAUCAUAUGAGAUGUCAGCUCCCAACCAGUUCGACGUGUUUGAAUACUCACAGCAGGUGUUUGAUAACCCGAGUGUCUUGGAUGGCCCUCCUUCUGUUAAGGCGUCCAGCAAUCUGACCCGGUAUCAGUGGGACGAGGUCAAGGCAACCGAGCAAGUGAAGGAGAUCUAUGCGUUCCAGCGAGUGUCAAUGUUCCCGGUGGUGGGCGGGGUGGCAGGGGAGGGGCAGUCGCGCCUCUCUGCAGCAGAUGUCAUCUCGCUGGGCUUUGGCGAGAAGCCCGUCACUGUCUACAAGUACCUACUGCGCCUCACACGCGCUUAG
Closterium sp. NIES-65 is the source of this 1371-nucleotide messenger RNA. NCBI's taxonomy places the organism in Eukaryota, Viridiplantae, Streptophyta, Zygnematophyceae, Desmidiales, Closteriaceae. The record is from the annotation of a GenBank genome assembly.